AGUCUACACUCCCACAUAACCACUCCACACUCUCAAAAAUGGCAACCACCAUUUUCCCCAAUUCCUCUCUCCUAAUCCUUCACCAUUCCUAUUCCAAACAACCCCGAAUCCAUUCUUUCUCCGCCACCUCCUCCACCCUCUCCAAUUUCUCCUCCUCAAUCACGUCCUUCAAAAAUUCCCAGUUCACCCCUAAUCCAAAAUCCCUAACCCUAACAACCCGACCCUCCGCCACAUCCGCCACCGCCAGCGACGCAGCAAAACCCGAAACUCUAAAAUCACGCCUCAAAAAUGGGGACACUCUCUAUGGUCUCUUCCUCUGCUCCUUCUCUCCCACACUCGCCGAAAUCGCCGGCCUCGCCGGCUACGAUUUCGUAGUUGUCGACAUGGAACACGGAUACGGAGGUAUCCCGGAGGCGCUCGCGUGUCUUCGCUCUCUCGCCGCUACCGGAACACCAGCGAUUCUCCGGUUACCGGAAAGCACCGCAGCUUGGGCCAAGAAGGCCCUUGAUUUAGGCCCACAGGGUAUAAUGUUCCCCAUGAUUGAAUCCGCAAAGGAGGCCCAAAAGGCUGUAUCCUACUGCCGUUACCCGCCCAACGGAGUCCGUGGGGCAGCUCACCCAAUUGUACGGGCUUCUGGGUACGGGACUGACGCGGGGUAUUUAGGUCAUUACGAAGAGGAUCUGCUCAUCAUGUGCCAAGUGGAAUGCGAGGAGGCAAUUGGAAAAAUCGAGAAGAUUGCAGCCGUUGAAGGGGUGGAUUGCAUUCAGAUGGGGCCGUUGGAUUUGAGUGCGAGUAUGGGGUAUUUGUGGGACCCAGGGAAUAAGAAGGUGAUAGAGAAGAUGAGGAAGGCGGAGAAAGAGGUGUUGGAGGGUAAAAAGGGCAACAUGAAAAAUGGUGGUGGUGGCGGUGGAGCGUAUUUGUCGGGUUUUGCUAUGCCGCAUGACAGCCCACAGGAGCUGAAGUCACGUGGGUAUCACAUGGUGUCUGGUGCGGUGGAUAUAGUGUUGUUUAGGAAUGCUGCGGUUGAAGAUGUGAAGAAGUUUAAGAUGAGCUUAGAGAUCGGGGUGGGAUCAUCCGAUGAUGGUGAUGGUGAUGUUGAUCAAACGGCUGAGAGUAAAGAUGCUGAUGAAAAGUAUUGGAGUGAGUGAUUUUAGUCUUGAUAAUCAUUAUUGUCUUGUUUCUUUGUUACUUCUCAUUUACUUUGGUUUAGAUUAGUGGAUUUGUAGCAAUAAUCUUGUACUUAAAGUUUGUGAAUGUGGUAGUUUGACUAAUUAAUUGCAAUUACACUUGACUUGA
Messenger RNA from Spinacia oleracea (spinach), 1296 nucleotides. RefSeq lists its product as uncharacterized. Lineage: Eukaryota; Viridiplantae; Streptophyta; Magnoliopsida; Caryophyllales; Amaranthaceae. Gene Ontology annotation, cellular component: cytoplasm. Gene Ontology annotation, molecular function: aldehyde-lyase activity. The coding region runs from base 39 to 1148 and encodes 369 amino acids. The record is from RefSeq and is a predicted model, not a curated record. The transcript has a single exon.